AUGCAUAUUUUGUGCGUGGCAUCACGCACCAGAGCGAUCAGGCCGUUGGCCUUUGCUAGCUUAGUUGGUAACCAAGCACUCGUCUUCUUUACAGAUGAUGACUUUGAUCAGUUUGAUAAGCCUGGUGCGGAAAGGUCUUGGAGAAGAAGAGCUGGAGAUGACGACUGGGACAGCGAACUUGAUGACGACUUGCUCGGGGAGGAUUUGCUGACCGGCAAAAAGAAUCAGUCAGACUUAUCUGAUGAAGAACUGAAUGAUGAUCUUCUGCAAAGUGACAAUGAAGAGGAACCAGAUUUUGGUUCUCAAGGUGUCACCAUUAGCCUCAACACCACCUCUGGCCUGCUCUCGUCGUACGAGCUCUCUGAGACCAUGAACGAUCAAUCCAUCGAACACGAGUCUGAAUAUGACCAAGGGGAAGGGGAACUAGUUUAUGGCAAGUCAGAAGCACCUGAAGUUUAUGCUUCGGAGUAUGCAGAGGAGGGACACUAUGAAGGCAACGAUCCUGAACUGUCAGAAGACCAAAUAGAAUAUGGGGAAGAGCCUGGAGAAGAAGAUGAAGUGCUAGACCUUGAAAUCAAUGAACCUCUAGAUGAAUUUCCAGAUGAAGAUUACAUGCAGUCGUAUAAUGAGCAAGCAAUGGAAGAGCCAGAAGAUUAUCCAGCUGAUGAGGAACUAGAAGAUACCCAGGCAAUGACAAAUGAAUCAGAAGAGGCAGCUAUUGAAUCUCUAGAACUUCAGGAAAAAAACAAAGAAGAAUCCGAUGAAGAGGAAGAUGACGAUGAAGAGUCUGGACGACUGCGUUUCAAAACUGAGCGGAAAGAAGGAACGAUAAUUAGGCUAUCGGACGUGACAAGAGAAAGGAGAAACAUUCCAGAAACUUUGGAGCUCUCCGCGGAGGCCAAAGCGGCGCUCCUCGAGUUUGAAGAGAGGGAGAGGCAGCUCAAGCAGGGCCGCUACGGCUCGAGGAGAGGAGGGCGCCGCGGAGGCUCCGUCAUGUGCCACGGCCUGGGCGACCAGCGGCGAGACAACAGCGACCGCGGCCGCAUGAAGGAGCACCGGCCCGCGCUGCUGCCCAGCCAGCCGGCCCCAAUGCAUCAGCAUCAUUCUUCCCCUCCUCCAGGGCUACACAUGCCCCCUCAGAUAGAAACCCCUAGAAUAAUGAUGACUCCACCGCCCGUGACACCUCAGCAACCGAAGAACAUACACAUAAACCCACAUUUCAAGGGGACGGUAGUGACGCCCGUGCAAGUGCCCUUGCUGCCAGUUCCAGCCCAGCCAAGACCUGCCGUGGGACCCCAGAGAUUUCCCCAGCAGCACCAUCCCCAGCAGCAGCAGCAGCACCACCACCACCUGCAGGGCCCCCCGCAGCCCUUGAUGCCCAUGAACCAGCCCCAGUUCCGGCCCCACAUGCCAGCCCAGCAGCAGCCCAACAACAACCGCAUGCAGUGCCAGCAGCGACAGGGGCCCAUGAAGCCCAGGCACAACACACCCUCCCAGAAUAUUGUCAAGCGUUCAAAUCAGCAGCUCCAAACAACUGCUCCAAGGAACAGCAACCUGCGUGAGUUGCCCAUAGCACCGUCGCACGCCAUGGAAGUGAGCAACAACAGGCGAACUUCUACUCCCGCUGCUCAGGUCAAGCCCAUCGCCAGCACCAUGUCCUCCAGCAAGGCUGUAGCUGGCGUUGGAAACUCGCAGGGAAGGCCUGAGAUGAAGGCUAAAGCAAUCACACCAGUGGGCCAAGCGAAGUCAGAAGUAAAAUCUGAACCAGAGUACCCGGACGAGGAUGAGGAGACGCGGUUGUACCGCCUGAAGAUCGAGGAGCAGAAGCGUCUGAGGGAGGAGAUCCUGAAGCAGAAGGAGCUGCGGCGGCAGCAGCAGGCGGGCCGGGAAAUGCUCGAGCGCCUCGCGCAGCAGCAGCAGCAGCCGCCGGCGCAGCCGCCCUACGGGCAGCAGGAGGAGGAGGCCUGCGACUUCCCUGCCAACGGCAGCCCCUACGUUCCCCACUCGGGCCUACAGGCCAGGCCCAACGUCAAAAACAGACUGCUGGUUAAAAAGCAGGAUAUGGUAGUUCCGCACAGCUUCCAGCAACCCAAGCCCCCCGAUUUCCCCCAGGUUGGCGCAAAUAUGCACUACCAAGGACACCACAUGAAGCCGGUGAAGCAGCUGAGGCAGACGAGGACGAUACCUCCGAGUCAGCCUCAGGCAUCACCCAAGGUCCUGCAGCCCAAGCCCGCGGCCGCCGCGCUGCCCACGGCGCAGGCCCCAAGAGUGGCCCCGGUCCCGGCCCGGCCCCAGGAGCUGAAACCCGGCGUGAAAAGGACUGUGAUGCAGCGCGCGAACAGCGCGGCCGGAGACGGGCCCCACGUCGGCAGCAAGGUCAGGGUGAUUAAGUUGUCAGGAGGGGUCAUUAUGCAUGGCAGAGGCAGAGGAGUAGCAGGCCAGAUGGGCCGAGGACGCUUGAUGCCAAAUAAACAGAACCUGCGAGUGGUGGAGUGCAAACCUCAGCCCUGCAUCGUGUCAGUUGAAGGGCUUUCUUCAUCAACUACUGAUGUCCAACUGAAAAACCUGCUGAUGUCAGUGGGACCCAUUCAG
Messenger RNA from Tinamus guttatus (white-throated tinamou), 2592 nucleotides. The record is from RefSeq and is a predicted model, not a curated record. Lineage: Eukaryota; Metazoa; Chordata; Aves; Tinamiformes; Tinamidae.